GGAGCCGGCGCCGCCCGGCGGAGAGGAGCGAUGCCGCGGCUGCAGCGCCGGGGCUGGUAGGCUGCGGGGCGCCGCGCCAUGGAGAGCCCGCUGGCGCGUUGCAAGAUCGUGGUGGUGGGCGACAGCCAGUGCGGCAAGACGGCGCUGCUGCACGUCUUCGCCAAGGACGCCUACCCCGAGAACUAUGCCCCCACUGUCUUUGAGAACUACACGGCCAGUUUUGAGAUCGACAAGCAGCGCAUAGAGCUUAAUAUGUGGGAUACUUCAGGCUCAACGUACUACGAUAACGUGCGCCCUCUCGCCUACCCUGAUUCAGACGCUGUUCUCAUCUGCUUUGACAUCAGCCGUCCUGAGACCCUGGAUAGUGUCCUGAAAAAGUGGCAGGGGGAGACACAGGAGUUCUGCCCCAGUGCCAAGGUGGUACUCGUGGGAUGCAAACUGGACAUGCGUACUGACCUGAACACUUUGCGGGAGCUCUCCAAACAGCGCCUUAUCCCUGUCACACAUGAGCAGGGCAGUCUGCUGGCUCGGCAGCUGGGUGCCGUAGCUUACGUGGAGUGCUCUUCCAAGGUGUCGGAGAACAGCGUUCGGGAUGUUUUCCACGUGACCACAUUGGCCUCUGUCAACCAUAUGCACAAGCACCUCAAGCGGAGCAGCUCCAAACGAGGGCUGAAGCGGGUCUCACAGAUGUCUGGGCGGACGGACUUGUUGACUGACUCGGAGAUCCGCAAGGACCGCGCCAAGAGCUGCUUGUUGAUGUGAGAGGAAAGGAGACCCCCCCGCCCUGAGGGGAUGAACCUUAUAGCAUUGCGUGUCUUGUUCAUCUCUUUUUGUCAAGAAAAUGGCUGUGGGGAGGUCUCUGCGCUGAGGGCUACAUUCCUCAGCUCCCUCCCCGACUAGGCAGGGAGGGCUCUGCCUUGUCCCUGAAGUUACAAACACAGCACGUACUGUGGAAACUUCUGGAGGGGUGACAGUUGCUCAGGACUCAGAAAUGCUCAGGUAGCAGAUAUCCUGCAGCAGGAAGGAAGGAGCACAUCACUGUGGGUGGCACAGAGGGAAGAAAAAUACUUCAGGUUCUUAGAAGCAACUCUUUUAGAGAUAGCCUCCAAUGUCUAGGUACCCAGGCAACUGGCUGUCUGGUGGCUUUCCAGCUGUAGUGUAUGGCAGUCUGUUGUGUGCAUGGCAUUUUGUGUGUGCGAGCCUGUGUGUGUGUUUUUGAAAUGUAUGUGCAGUUGAGAUGUGGGGCUGGUGCCCGCACUUCAAGCUCGUCAUAAAACAAAGAGGAGAGUGGAAGACAAAACGGUUUCCAUUGAGGAGAGAUGAGAGGGGAAUGGUGAAGGACAAAACACAGCUGAGACCCUGAGGCAGUUGAGCACUUCACAGCCUUCUGAGCAAGCAGCCAGUGUGCUGCACAGUAGCCCCUCACAGGGCUGCUGGUGCUGUGGAGGCAAAGAGGUGAGCGCUCUCUUUCCUGUCCCUCCUCCAAAGUCACGUCUGCUAGAGCUGAAACCUCCCCCCCCCCCCGUGUUGCAUGACCCCUGUGUCUGUUAUCUGCUUCCCAAGAAGCAACGGGGCUGAGGAACUGCUCACCGCUGCAGUGACAUGUCAGGGAAGUGGCCAUAUCUCCCCCUUUCCUGGCCUCUCCUCGCUUCAAACGCUUUUGACUGCUAUGUGAUGAUGCCGAAGUGCCCGCUGGUUGCUUUUGUUUGGUUUGGUUUUUUUCCCCUGCAAAGGGGAGAAGAGGGUAGCGCAGUUUCCUGUGCCACAGAUAGUCAAUAAAUUGUGCUAAUUACAAACCAGAGGAGUCUGGAUGGUGUAUUGCUAUUUUUUCCCCCAUUUGCAGUGCUGAUUUUAAGUGGUUUGGAGGGGGUGUUGCUCUGAAAAAUACGCUUUGGUGUUGGAGGGAGGGGCAGUGUUUCUUCAGACAUGUUUGCACCUCAAGUUUCUUCUCCGUCAUCCUUCUGUGAGGUUUCAAGAGCUGCCAAAACCAGGGCAAGAUUGUUGGUUGGUACAGAGGAACAUUCCCUUAAAUUUCCCUUGCGAGGACUCCAUUUGAUUUAAAUGUGCGUGUGAAGGAGGGGGUGGGGGGAAGUCCCAUUGGCAUUCAUGCUCAUGCUGCUGUCUGCUGUGGAGCAGGGAGGGGAGAGUUUUGGGGAGUCUUUUGGGUGGCUGGGAGGAUCCCGAGGAACUUGGUAGUGCUUUUCUGCUGCACCUGAGGAAAGUAUUUAAGGGCUGGGUAAGACAAAGAGCAUUUUUCCUAAAAUGGAGGUCUAUUAACUUUCAGCACAGCGUUCUCUCUCUUCCCCUGGCAGUAUAGAGAACUCUUCUGUGCAGCCAUGGUUUGUGGUAAAUUUUUACGGCGGACCAGUUCUGGGGUCCAGCCUACCUAGAAGCCAUUCCUUCUGGCAUGAAAGGGGGCAGCCUUUGCUUCCGCAGUUCUGAGAGGGACAUACAUAUGGUAUGUUCAGAAACACUCUGCUGUGGUGUUCCUUUGCCUCUUCCAGGGCCUGGGGCCUAGGGCAGAUUCUGAAGCCAAGCCCUGCCUCCUGCCAGACUCUGGGCAAGCGGUCUCCCCUAGCCCGCUUUAAGGCUCUGGGCUUUCUCAGCCACAGUUUGUGGCAUUCUGCCAGGCCCCAGAUCUGGCAUCCUAAGGGAGUGAGCCACUCUCUGCAGCCACUCUCUGCAGGACGAGGGGCUGGGUGCCUUUCCUCAGGCCGAGGGAGGCUAUUCUCUUGCCGCAUUAGCAGGGGCUGCCUGUUCCUGCUUGCCUGCCAGCAAAAGCACUAUUGUCUGCCUGCUGGGCACAGUAGGCCCAUUGUCUUUGCCUUUCAGCAGCUGUGCCUUUGGCAGCCUGGACCGGGUCUGGGAUUUUAGGCCCGGUCAUCCCAGGCCACGGUAAGUCCCGCAGAGGCUGGGCUUGCCUCCAGACCUCAGCAAGAUGAGUCCUGUCGACUUCGGAAGGCCAUGCCCCCUAAUUGUCUGGAGGUUGAAGAUGUGACCGGGGGGAGUCAAAUGAUCACCUCAGGAUCUUGUGUUUGUUGGAACAGAAACCUCCAUGGCAGCCUUUGUGCAAAGUGACAGGGUAGAGUGUGGUGGUGUGUAAGGGGGAGAAGCAAGCUGGUCCUCAGCAUGACGCGUCUGCCACCAGGCCAAAUAAUUCUUCAGGGUUUAGGAAUUUCUUCAUCACCACUAAUGCAUAAUUUCCCCUCAAGAGGGCAAUUCCACCUCACGGACCCAGUUUUUGCUGCUCCCCCGGCCUAGCCCCUACCUUUUGCCCUUUGCUCUCAGCUUGAGGGAUGGUUUGAGGCUGAACAACCCCCACAUGGUGGGCCAAAUGGGCCUUCUAUUUUUCCCUUUUGUUGGCAGAUCACAGGAUGACAUGUCCCACUUUCCAGGGAUUAGCUAGAUGUCAGAUCUGGCCCAUUUUAAUGCCUGUCCUCUAGGACACAGAGUGCCUCUUAGCAUGUGCAGAGUGCAUUCUAGCCACAGCUAGUCCUCUCAUUGUAGUGGAAGACACAUGCCCUUGUCUAUCACCUGUUAAUCCUGCCUUUCUCCAAGGAACUCCAGGUGGUGUAUAUGGACUACUGCUCCCUAGAAGUGUCAUGACUGAGAAGGAAUUUGAACCCAGGUUUCCCUGCUCCUGGCCUGCUUUUUUCUCUCUGAAAAAGCUGAUUCUGGCUGUUUGCCUCGCCUGCCCUGUGAAUGAGCUUUGCUGUUGAGCGUGAAAGAGGAUUGCAUCAUGUGGCUGCAGUGCUUUUCCUGUCUGUGAAGAAGCCCUUUGUGAUGAAUUAAUCCUGUAUUUAGUGUAAUGAUGCUGGACCCUAAACGAGCCUCAAUUAUUAAUGUACAAUUUAGAACGCCUUUAUUAAUCAUUAAUAGCAUCCUUCCAGUGUGCUGUUUAUAAAAGCUUCAUGAACUCCAAAGUUAACUAGCAGUGGAAGCCUGAGCCCAGGAAAAGUGAUGGCCCAAGAAACUUACCAAAGGUUCCUUUUUCUAAAAGGACAGUUUGCUUCCAAGUUUAUGAAGGCCAGCAGGAGACAGGCAAGGGUGUUGUAGGCCAUAAGAUUGGGUCUCACCAACCGUGGAUGGCAUGCCCGUGGCAUUCAGGUCUUGUAAAACUCUUUUCAAUACCCCUUUCUGAGCAUAGUGCCUUUUGCCUCUUACAAACCAGGUGGCAGGCUCAGCAAGAGAAAAGAGCCCCUUACGGUUUCUGUGUGGGAGGUGCCCAGUCCCAUGCCUGAAAUAAUUGUGUUUAAUGCCUAAAAGUGAGAGCUGGGACUGCUGCAUGUGUCCUAAUUUGAGAGCCCUGCCCUCUUGGUGCUUGUGACUAUCUGAACUUUGCACGAGUCCUGAGAGAUUCUCUAUAAGCGUUGGCCUCAAGACCGAAAAGAGACAAGUCCUGGCUCAAACAAAGUACCACCCUGGAGAGCAACAAGCAUCGAGGUCAGUGACAAGAAGGCACAAAUCUGGCAGGGGUGUGUAUGUGGGGAGGAUCCAGGACUGCAGCCUAUCCUGGGACUGGCCCAGCUGAAGAAAGGGUAAAAGGAUGGGACCCACAAAAAACUCUUCCUGUUUCCAGCUGCACAUGACUGCCAAGUGAUACAGUCACACAUAUAACAGGCCAACACACAAACCUACACAGUCCAGAGUCCUAUUCUGCUACAAGUGCAAAGCAAGAACUGAAACAGCAUGUAACUCAUGCAGAUAAAUCCAUAGGAGAGCACUGAAAACUCAUUCAGAGCAGAUCUCUCAAGAAACUGAGCCAUGCUGCGGGACAGGCACUGAAUCCAUGGCAGAGUAUUCCAAACCCAGGCAAAGCAGCAGCUCUCUCAAAAAAGUGAGCCAAACCACAGAAUCAGUGAAUCCACAGCUCAGAUAAUGCAAAGCCUGUGCAGAUGUUCACAUACACAUAUUUUCUUUCAUCCUGUCCUUGAUACACUGAAUGACUUGUUCUGCUGGCUGCUGCUUCCCUUCUGUUGGCGGGCCUUGGUGGGGUGGCUGUCCCUGAUGCUUACCAAGCUAGCCACAUAGAGAAACUAUGCAGCCACAAGGCUUCACAUAAAUCACUCUGUCAGGAUGGUACUGGGGUGCUCAGGGCUAAAAGCCAAGGAAUUGUGGCUAGGCUUGGUGGCUAACUGUUAGUUUCUACUGAAGGGCCCUUAAGUGAAUCACACCACAACAUUAUGUGUAAUAAUUCUUAGCCUAAUCAGAUCAAUAACUGAUUAAUAAAAGCAAAAGCAUUCUUCAAACUCAAGCUUUGUUAUCUUCAGUCUUAUAUUAAUUACUACAAAAUGAUUUUUCUUUUAUGCAGUGAUCAAGUUUGUAAUGUCUUGACCAUUUUGCUCUUCCAAUUUUUUAUU
Eublepharis macularius is the source of this 5360-nucleotide messenger RNA. RefSeq names its product Rho family GTPase 2 (gene RND2). Gene Ontology annotation, molecular function: GTP binding; GTPase activity. Gene Ontology annotation, biological process: small GTPase-mediated signal transduction. The transcript is spliced from 5 exons. The coding region runs from base 79 to 762 and encodes 227 amino acids. The record is from RefSeq and is a predicted model, not a curated record. Lineage: Eukaryota; Metazoa; Chordata; Lepidosauria; Squamata; Eublepharidae.